Messenger RNA from Thelazia callipaeda (thelaziosis nematode), 2163 nucleotides. Lineage: Eukaryota; Metazoa; Nematoda; Chromadorea; Rhabditida; Thelaziidae. The record is from the annotation of a GenBank genome assembly.
AUGAAGGAAGGAAAUUGCACCUUAUUUGAAUAUGAUGCCAUGCUAUUAAGGUGCGUGUUAAAAAACGGUACAGAUGAUGUGAUGGAUGAUAGUAAAAUGCAUAGAAAAUUUGAUCAUAACAUUGCAUUGUUCCAGCAGCUUUGUCUUCCUGAUGAGCAAAUAUGUCCCUCGCCAUAUGCUUUCGAACGUUUUCCGGGUUUUAUAUUAUUAGGAAUUGCAAAAGAAGUAAUUAAAUAUGCAUCGUUGGAGGAAUGCUUAAAUAUUUGUUUAUCUGUCAAAACAAGAACGGAAAUGGAAUGCAGGUCAGUGAUGUAUUAUUAUGAUACUGGCGAAUGUAUUCUUAACAGUGAUAAUCAAGUAACAAGUGGAACCAUGCUAACCAAUAAUACUUCAAAUAUGCGAGUUGACUAUUUUGAAAAUUACUGCUUAGAUGUAAAGUGUCCCAGUAGUUCUACCAUGCACUGGAUCAAAGUGAGUGGAUUUAAAAUAAAUGAUAAGCAUAAUAUUUUAAUGGAGCAUGUAACAAAGGAGGAGUGCUGCAAUUAUUGCCGCAAAAAUGAAGUUGAUGGACAAAUUUUUCCAUGCAAGUUAUAUGCAUACAAUGAAGAUAGAAUGACAUGUUAUUUGACUUCAAAAUCUGGUUUAGCAAAUUUACCAAUGUCUUUGCCGGAUGACGAACUCAUUGAUAAUUUGAAAAAAUAUGAAUACUACGAAAAAAUUUGUCUACAAGGUUCUACACGAUGUCAAGAUAGUAGCUUUGAACAUACUUCAAAUCACGCUUUAUUAACUGAAGCUAAUAAGGUGAUAAUAACCACGAGUGUUGCAAACUGCUUAGAUAUAUGCUUACGUUCUGGAAAGCAGUGCAGUUCAGUGAUGUUUUUUCACAGCAAGGAUGAGUGUGUACUGAAUACGAUAUCACAGGAUUCAAACGCUCAACAACUCCAAUAUUACCCGGAGGUAGAUUACUUUGACAAUGUAUGCGACUAUAAAAUCAAUAUGAACUUGUCAUUGAAAAGUACUGUCAGUGAAUUCUCAUCAAGCAUACAUUCGAAAUUGAAUGGUACAAGUGGUGCACAAAUAGUAGAAACUCAGGCAUUAUAUCUUUCAUUGAAUCAGAAUUUAUUUGGGAAUAGUGAACACGAAGGAUUACUCUUAAAUAACUCAAAUUUGAAAUCAAUGCUUGAAACUUUGGAAACAGAUUGUGGUGCAGAGAGCAUUGUUAUUAAUAUGCAGUUCGAUAAACCUACUAAUGGUGCAAUCUUUAUCAAAGAUCAUUUUGCAACAUGUCAUUUCGAAUAUGUUAACAGUUUAUAUGCAAGAAUGAAAAUAGCAUUGGUCACUCUUCAUCAGGACAAUCCACCUUGUCCUGGCUAUGAAAUUAAUCCUUCGAUAUGGUCGUUCAUAGUUGUGGUACAAAAGAAUGAUUUGGGUGUUCCAGCACUGAUGACUGAUACCGAUCGAAUUUUCAAUAUUUCUUGCGAUUAUUCAAAUAUUCAUAUAGCAGGAAGUUCAGAACAUGAUAAAAUGUUGUCAAGUGACUCAUCACGAGAUUGGUCAUCAUCGCUUGCUUCUACUGAUCAAGUACAGUUAACGGUACUACGUGGAGAUCAACCCGUGAGCACCGCUGUAAUGGGUGAGGAAUUGGAAAUAAAAUGGACUAUAAUGCAGGACAACGAGAAUGACGUGGAAAUGUUUGUAAAUCGUUGUAUAGCCGAACGUUUGGAUGGAAUACCGCCUUUACCUCCUUCACUUACACUUAUUUCUAAUGGGCAUGCUCUUCUAUUAUUAAUAAAUAAUUUGUCAUUUAAUUAUGAAUAUGCAUAUAUCUUCAAAUAUUUGGUAAACUACCUAAUCUCUUACAUUUUUCAAAAUCUUUUUCAAAAUGGAAUAUGUAUUGAAAAUAAAGUAAGAAAAUCGUUAAUGCAGCAUCCAAUUGUACAUGAUGAUAGUGGCUUGAGCACCAAAAUUAAGGUUUUUCGAUUUGAUGGAUCACACCGUGUACGAAUUUUAUGCUCCGUAGAUAUUUGCGCAGAAAAUUGUUCACCCGCUACGUGUAAUAACAUGGAUAAUGGAAGUAUAUUGCAUUUUUCCAAGAAAAAACGACAAAGUUUGAACUACGUUGCUCAAAAAGUUCAUUUUCCUUGUACUUAUUUAUAUACAUAG